AUGUACAGUUCAGUGCGCUGUUUCAGUCGACGACGACAAAUCAAAGCCUCAAAGAUUAUUGUUGUAGCAUUUUUGUCUAUCAUCGUAUCAGCAGGUAAGCUAUAGGGUUCCUUUACCGCUACAUAUAUAUAUGCUUGCCUUUACCAAAUUUACCAUGUCAUCAAAAAAAAAUAAAAUUUUGCGCCAACCGGGAUUCGAACCCGGGUCUCCGGUUUGGGAAACCGGCAUCCUAUACCACUGGACUAUUGGCGCUGCAGAAGUACCAGUAUUCUGAGAAUAUAAGUAUUGGGAUGGUAUUGUUCCCAAGUUCAUGAGAAAGUGAUAUUGUUUACAAAUUUUUGUGGGAAAAUUCAAAUUUCGCUGGAAAAUGAAAAAAUUCAAAAUAGCUGCUAAAUAAUCAAAAAUUUAAAUCAAUAAAUUGCCACCUUUUUAGUGACAGCCAGAGAGAACGUAUUUACAGUAAUAGGACCACAAAACCUAGUAGAAUCGACCGGUGCACGACACGAAAGAAGUGAGAAUUUUUGACUUUUUUUAUUAAUUGUUAAGUCCAAUUUGCUUACUCUAAUAACAUUUUUAGAUGUCGACUCAUCAGCCAUGGCAGACGCAGAAUACGCUUCUGAACCAGAAUUGGCUCCAGUAAAUGCAAACACAAAACGACGCCAAUAUGUACCAAUAGCACCAGUAAUGGCUCCAGCAGUACCAGCUCUGCCUCCACCACCUCCCCCACCCCCAGCCGCUGGAGUAUGUCCAGGUGGACCAUCUCUCCCAAUUGAAUGUGACCCCAAGCGACCAUGGCCUCAAUGUCCACCUCAAUCUUACUGCUACGCCACCAACAGUGUCGACGUCGGACCUUAUUUCUGUUGUCCUGUCUGUAUGUUAUAACUUUUAAAUUAAAAACGUUCAUUUCUUAAUGUAUACUGUAACUUAUUCUAUACGUUUUACAACAAUAAACAUGAUUUCUUUCAGGGUCCACAUACGGAGCAGCUUGGAGACCAGCUACACCCUUCUACAACUACGUCCCCCCUCCACCACCAAACUGGCCUCCUGUCCUGAGGGCAGCCGUCGCUCAUUGGCCAGCUUCAGCUGUUGGAUUACCUCCUCUUCACAAGGCCAGACGACCGGCUAGACUAGCUGCCAAUGACACCCCGGCUCCAGAAGAGCUGAAGAAGAUGCUCGGAGCUAUGAACGACUGGGUGAAUCGAGAACAACGUGCUCAAGACGAACUAGCUGCCUCAGGGGCCGAUCCAGAGGAGAAGAUAUAA
Molecule: messenger RNA, 1262 nt
Organism: Bursaphelenchus okinawaensis
Lineage: Eukaryota; Metazoa; Nematoda; Chromadorea; Rhabditida; Aphelenchoididae
Source: the annotation of a GenBank genome assembly